CGACCUCGCUUGAGUCCUCCUCUCCACUUCACCGUGUCUCUCCACUGACCACAGGUUCACAGGCUCAAAAAAAAAAAAAAAACUGUAACUGACAGCUGACACACACUCACACUUCUUCUUCUUGGAGCAUUACUAUCAAUCCAAUUCAAUGAUUUUAUUAACGAAUUCAUCAUCACUAAACUAAUUUAAUUAACCCGCCAUGGCUACACUAGCCGUAGCUUCUACAUCUGCUGCUGUUACGGCGUCGUUUCACGCAAAGCCGGCCACCUGUUUUUUCCGGAGAACACCGGAGACGCCGACGAAGAAAAAAGAAGUUCGGGUGAUCGGAAACUUGAGUUACUUCGGAGAAACUGUGCGGAAGGAUUUUGAUUUUAUAAAGAAAGGAAUGAGUAAAGGAGUUGAUUGGGCUAAUGACGCGUUUAAACUUCCGCAAGUGUUUAAAACCCUAGAUGAUUUUAUUUGGUUGAAGAAUCUUGAAGACCCUAAUCAUUCUAAUGCUCCUUUGCAACCUCAGUCUUGGCCUGAAACUUCUUAUCCAGGACUUACUGGAAUUGAUUUAAUGAUGGCCGAUCUUAAAGCAUUGGAGGCAUAUGCUAGUUACUUCUACUAUCGAUCUAAAAUGUGGUCCAAGCCGCUUCCUGAAGUUUAUGAUCCCGAAGAUGUUGCUAACUAUUUCAGUUGCAGGCCUCAUGUGGUUGCUCUUCGACUUCUUGAGGUAUUUUCAGCGUUCGCUUCUGCCACAAUCAAAAUUCGAACCUAUGGGAUGACAAAUUUCAUGCAACCAGAUUCGAAUGCGGAUGCAAAUGAGAACAUCUCACAAUACAAUUUUGGCCUUGUGUUAAAAGAAACAAUGCUAAACUUGGGUCCUACAUUCAUCAAAGUUGGUCAGUCUCUUUCCACAAGACCAGAUAUAAUUGGUACUGAAAUUUCCAAGGCACUCUCUGAGCUACAUGACCAAAUCCCUUCUUUUUCUAGGACCACGGCAAUGAAAAUCAUUGAGGAAGAAUUCGGUUCUCCUGUUGAAUCCAUUUUUAGCUACAUCUCUGAGGAACCUGUAGCUGCAGCAUCAUUUGGUCAGGUGUACCGUGCAAAUACUCUUGAUGGAUGUGAUGUAGCCGUUAAAGUUCAGCGUCCUAAUCUGCGCCAUGUGGUAGUUAGAGAUAUUUAUAUUCUCCGCCUUGGGCUAGGGCUACUGCAGAAGAUAGCAAAGAGAAAAAGUGACCUUCGGCUCUAUGCCGAUGAGCUUGGGAAAGGUUUAGUUGGGGAACUGGAUUACACUCUAGAGGCUGCCAAUGCCUCCAAAUUUCUGAAUGUUCAUUCAUCCUUUCAAUUUAUGUACAUUCCAAAAGUAUAUAAUCAUUUAACUCGAAAGAGAGUUUUGACUCUGGAGUGGGUGGUUGGUGAGAGUUCAACUGAUUUACUCUCUUUAUCUGCUGGUAAUGCUAGUGAUCAUGGUUCUUCAUAUUCAAAUCGGCAGAAAACUGAAGCAAAAAGGCGACUGCUUGAUCUGGUUAGCAAAGGAGUGGAAGCAUCGCUGGUUCAGCUCCUAGAAACAGGCUUGUUGCAUGCGGAUCCACAUCCAGGAAACAUGCGCUACACGUCAUCUGGAAAAUUAGGAUUUUUGGAUUUUGGUUUACUAUGCCAAAUGGAAAAGAAGCAUCAAUUUGCUAUGCUUGCAUCUAUAGUACACAUAGUAAAUGGUGACUGGGAAUCUCUUGUGCGUUCUCUUACGGAAAUGGAUAUUGUUAAGCCGGGGACUAAUAUUCGGCGGGUUACAAUGGAACUAGAAGAAUCUUUGGGGGAGGUGGAAUUUACAAAUGGAAUUCCUGAUGUCAAGUUCAGCAGGGUUCUCAGCAAAAUAUGGUCUGUAGCCCUUAAGUAUCAUUUUCGCAUGCCACCAUACUACACUCUUGUUUUACGCUCUCUUGCAUCACUGGAAGGUCUGGCAGUAACUGCGGAUCCAAACUUUAAGACAUUUGAAGCUGCAUACCCAUAUGUUGUCAGAAAACUACUCACUGAAAAUUCUGCUGAAACAAGGAGCAUUUUGCAUUCGGUGGUUUUGAACAAAAGGAAAGAAUUCCGGUGGGACAGGCUUGCUCUUUUCCUAAAAGUAGGAUCAACUAGGAAAGUCUUGAGCAGAGCAGCAGCACCAAAGAGUGGAAGCUCCCUUGAUUAUUUAACAAAGAGGUCAUCUGGUGGUACUGUUGACGUUGCACGCUUAGUUUUGCUGCUUUCGUCCAGAGAUGGCGUUGUUCUUAGAAAGCUUCUAAUGACUGCAGACGGAGCUUCAUUAGUGAGAGCAAUGGUGUCUAAGGAGGCAAGCGUCUUCAGAAAACAAAUUUGCAAGGUCAUUGCUGACGUGUUAUAUCAAUGGAUGGUUCAAACUCUUAGAUUAGAAAGAAUAAUUAAGUACAGUUCUCAAGUAAGAUUGACAAGUGAAUCCGACAAGCAAGAGCUAAGUCCAUCUUCACGUGUGUCCAUCUACCAAUCCAUCUUCCAAGAUCGACGGCUGAAAGUAAUCUUUUCCAGGAUAUUAAAUUCGGCAAGGAAAGAUACAGUACUGAUGCUAAAAUUUUGCCGGACUUCUGUAGCUAUGUUUGUUGCUGCUUCAGCACUGGCUUGUCAUCAAGUUAUGGUCUCUUUCUGUGAAGUUUAUAUCGCUCCUCUUUCACUUGCUCCGAAUAGAGUAGUAGUUAGUGCCUGAAGUCCUAAUUUGAUGCUACUGAAACCCAGGAAAAAGAUUUGACACUCGGAAACCCGCCUUUUAACAGUUGCACUGUAUUCGACAGCAGAGAAGACUUGAGGUCCCUACUUGUACAUUAAUUUCGAGUGUAAUGUUCCCCAAAGAAAAGAAUUCGGGGUGAAAGGAUUGAGUUGAAGUUGUUGGCUUCAGGACCGAGCUUAACUACCUUUUACUUAAGCUUCUCUAAGUAAUAUAUGCGUGUGAAAAUUAUCGGGGAAGAAGGAUGUGGUAUAUCAAAGGAUUUUCGGCAGGCUAAGAAGGUACAUAUGAAAGACUUGCAAAGACUUUUCUUUGAACUGGAAGAGUUGCAUAAGAUAACCUGCCAUUUUUUCAGCCUAAAAAUUAUACCUUUUUGAGUAUAGACUAUAGUAGUAGACUAGUAGUGAUAUGGUGCGGGAGGUUAACGGAUCAACCAAUGGCUUCUCGAGUUUGUAUCGCAGUAUAUUUUGUAGAUUCCGAGCUGUGCUCAAGGAUAAUUAACACAUUACUCUGGAAUUGCUAUGUUGGCACUCUCUUUUCAGGUAACGAGUCAUGACAAGGAAUAAAAUUGAUAUAAAAUUCAUGGUUCCUACAUAAA
Mercurialis annua (annual mercury) is the source of this 3320-nucleotide messenger RNA. RefSeq lists its product as uncharacterized. The record is from RefSeq and is a predicted model, not a curated record. Lineage: Eukaryota; Viridiplantae; Streptophyta; Magnoliopsida; Malpighiales; Euphorbiaceae. Bases 200 to 2704 code for a protein of 834 amino acids. Gene Ontology annotation, molecular function: protein kinase activity; ATP binding. The transcript is spliced from 16 exons. Gene Ontology annotation, biological process: protein phosphorylation.